CAGCCAACACUUGAGUAACAUGAAAAAGAGUCUCUUCUUCCUAUAAAAUGUACAACUCAUAAUAGUAUUCUCUCUCUCUGUCUGUUUACAGUCUACACUGACCUUGAUUCCACAUCCAAGAAAAAAAACCCACUUUUCCACUCACAGACACACACAAAAAGAAGAAGAAAAAUAGAAGAAGAUCACCAUUUUUGGUUUCAACUAACUUAAAUUUUCUUCAAAUGCCUGAAGAAGAUUUGGUUGAGCUUAAGUUCAGGUUAUACGAUGGAACUGAUAUUGGUCCUAUCAGAUAUUCGUCUGCAUCUACUGUUUCUAUGCUCAAAGAAAGGAUAAUUGCUGAUUGGCCUAAAGAUAAAAAAGUUAUACCCAAGGCAGCGAAUGAUGUGAAGCUGAUUAGUGCUGGGAAGAUUUUGGAAAACAACAAGACUGUUGGUCAAUGUAAAGCGCCUUUUGGUGAACUUCCCGGAGGUGUUAUCACGAUGCAUGUCGUUGUGCAGCCAUCUCUAGCCAAAUCAAAAACAGAAGGUCGAAGAUUCCCCUAGGAAGACCGUUUGCUCUUGCUCCAUACUAUAAACGAAGAGCAAACAAGAUAACCAAUUUAAACUUGUAGAGAGUUGCAAGGUCUGGCACGCUCCCAUCUGCUAAGAUUGGUGUUGCGCUUUGAUAAAGUAAAGUAUAUCCUAACAGUAUCAACUGUAGCCUUUAGGCUGUUCUUGUGUACCAGCAUUGUGAUGCUGACAUAUAUAUAUAUAUACUGUAUACCUGUAACACGACCACAGUAGUGCUCGAUAUACUACUGUUGUAUACUUUUCGUUAUUUUGAUUACAAAGUUAUUAUUGCUGAGGCA
Molecule: messenger RNA, 847 nt
Organism: Papaver somniferum (opium poppy)
Lineage: Eukaryota; Viridiplantae; Streptophyta; Magnoliopsida; Ranunculales; Papaveraceae
Product: membrane-anchored ubiquitin-fold protein 3-like
Exons: 3
Coding region: 222-542 (106 amino acids)
Molecular function (GO): protein binding
Source: RefSeq, a predicted model, not a curated record